Molecule: messenger RNA, 1056 nt
Organism: Gastrolobium bilobum
Lineage: Eukaryota; Viridiplantae; Streptophyta; Magnoliopsida; Fabales; Fabaceae
Product: oxygen-evolving enhancer protein 2, chloroplastic-like
Exons: 4
Coding region: 110-892 (260 amino acids)
Biological process (GO): photosynthesis
Cellular component (GO): extrinsic component of membrane; photosystem II; photosystem II oxygen evolving complex
Molecular function (GO): calcium ion binding
Source: RefSeq, a predicted model, not a curated record
UUCUCAUUGGCACAUAAUACACACCCCAACAUCUAAACUAAAUUCCAAGUCCUACCAUAGUCCAUUUCACAGAGCUAAGAGGGACUAGGAGAGUGAAAGAGAGAGUAAAAUGGCUUCUACCCAAUGUUUCUUGCACCACCAUGCCCUUACUACACCUACCAGAUCCUCAUCACAGCGCCAAGUGGUAAACAUCAAGCCAAACCUGCUUGUUUGCAAGGCUCAGAAGCAAGCAUUCCAAGAGAAUGAUGGUAGCUUAGUCUCUCGCCGUUUAGCUCUCACUUUGCUCAUUGGUGCUGCUGCUGUUGGCUCCAAGGUCUCUCCUGCAGAUGCAGCCUAUGGGGAAGCUGCCAAUGUUUUUGGAAAGCCAAAGACAAACACAGACUUCCUGCCAUACAAUGGAGAAGGAUUCAAACUAUCCAUUCCCGCAAAGUGGAACCCAAGCAAAGAGGUUGAGUUCCAAGGUCAGGUUCUUAGAUAUGAGGAUAACUUUGAUACAACCAGCAAUGUCAUUGUCACAGUAACUCCAACUGACAAGAAGUCCAUCACUGACUAUGGUCCACCCGAGGAGUUCCUCUCCAAGGUGGAUUAUUUACUAGGAAAACAGGCCUUCUUUGGCGAAACUCAAGCUGAGGGCGGUUUCGAUGCAAACGCUGUUGCCACAGCAAACAUCUUAGAGAGUUCAACAUCUGUGGUUGGUGGGAAACAGUACUAUGUUCUGUCUGUGCUGACAAGGACUGCUGAUGGAGAUGAAGGUGGCAAGCACCAAAUAAUUAGAGCAACUGUAAGCGAUGGAAAACUAUACAUUUGCAAGGCUCAAGCUGGAGACAAGAGAUGGUUUAAGGGAGCAAGAAAAUUUGUGGAGAACACAGCAAGUUCUUUCAGUGUUGCUUGAGAAAUUAGUACCGGGUUAUGCUGUAUGUAAAUCAACUUCAAAUGUUAUGUAUGUUUUGAGAUGUCUAGCCUCCCUUUUAUUUCAGAGUUUCAUUAUUUGAGGGACUUGGUUAGAGUAUGUAUCUGAAUACUUAAUUGUCAUGGCUUUGUAAAGACAGUUCCCCA